CAUAGCCUUAGUGGGGGGCACUAUCAUGGUUGCUACGUCAAACCCUUUUAAGCAAGACUAAAAUCUAAACGUUAAGAAUAUUUUAGGACACAAAAACAAAUUUAUUUGGUGAAGUGUAUGGCAAACCUAGGGUUAUACUAGUGAACGAGGGUAAGGUUUACGUAGGGUUUUAAAGAACAGAAUCGGAAUGAAAAGAUUGCUAAGAGCUUGAGCUCGAUUUCUUUCCAACUGGCUCGUCUUUGUAGCACAAGCUGAACAAGUAGCAGAUCAUCACAUUACAAAAUGGAUCGAGAAAAGCUUAUGAAGAUGGCUGGUGCGGUUCGAACUGGUGGAAAGGGUACAGUGCGAAGAAAGAAGAAGGCAGUUCACAAGACCACUACAACUGAUGACAAAAGACUUCAAAGUACCUUGAAGAGGUUAGGAGUGAGUUCAAUUCCUGCCAUUGAAGAAGUAAACAUCUUCAAAGAUGAGAUGGUUAUUCAUUUUGUAAACCCUAAAGUUCAAGCUUCUAUUGGUGCUAAUACAUGGGUUGUCAGUGGAUCUCCCCAGACAAAAAAACUUCAAGAUCUCCUUCCUGGUAUCAUCAAUCAGCUUGGACCUGAUAAUUUGAUCAAUUUGAAGAAGAUUGCUCAACAGUUCCAAAAGCAAGAAUCUGGUGCUGCUGAGGAAGAAGAUGAUGAUGAUGUCCCAGACCUUGUUGAAGGAGAAACUUUUGAAGAAGCAGCCAAAGAUGAGAUUUCUAAAUAGAAUGUCGUAGCCUUAAUUGGAGCUGGGGAAAGGAAACCCAUUCUUGGCCUGAGCUCUUAGUUCAAUAUUUAAUUCAUCAGUAAGAUAAAUGCUUUGUAAGAAAGAAUAUACAAAAUGAUGCUUUUCAGUUGGCUUAAUAAUUGCUUUUUUUGAUAUUUAUUUUGAUGAGGUCAACUAGUUCCACCAUCUGGUAGGAGUGUUUUGAGGAUUUUUUUUUGGUAGGCAUAUAAUUUUCCAUAUGAAUUGUGCUAAGUACAUUUGCAAGCCCCUCAUUAUCAAGGGAGUAAGAAGCAGAGGAAUGUGUUUUUUAUAACGUAA
Cryptomeria japonica (Japanese cedar) is the source of this 1065-nucleotide messenger RNA. Its product is annotated as nascent polypeptide-associated complex subunit beta. The record is from RefSeq and is a predicted model, not a curated record. Gene Ontology annotation, cellular component: cytosol; nascent polypeptide-associated complex. The transcript is spliced from 6 exons. The coding region runs from base 283 to 747 and encodes 154 amino acids. NCBI's taxonomy places the organism in Eukaryota, Viridiplantae, Streptophyta, Pinopsida, Cupressales, Cupressaceae.